This is a messenger RNA of Pogoniulus pusillus (Red-fronted tinkerbird), 6958 nucleotides long. It is a transcript of the gene PLEKHA8, whose product is annotated as pleckstrin homology domain containing A8. Bases 51 to 1604 code for a protein of 517 amino acids. Lineage: Eukaryota; Metazoa; Chordata; Aves; Piciformes; Lybiidae. The transcript is spliced from 14 exons. Gene Ontology annotation, cellular component: cytoplasm. The record is from RefSeq and is a predicted model, not a curated record. Gene Ontology annotation, biological process: intermembrane lipid transfer; ER to Golgi ceramide transport. Gene Ontology annotation, molecular function: lipid transfer activity.
UGACUCCGCCGGGGGGCGGCCGCGCUGCAUGGGGGCGGAGGUUGGCCGUCAUGGAGGGGGUGCUGUACAAGUGGACCAACUACCUGAGCGGCUGGCAGCCUCGAUGGUUUCUUCUCUGUGGUGGCAUCCUGUCCUAUUAUGACUCUCGGGAAGAUGCCUGGAAAGGUUGUAAAGGAAGCAUCCAAAUGGCUGUGUGUGAAAUUCAAGUUCAUCCUGCAGAUAACACCCGCAUGGAUCUAAUCAUCCCUGGGGAACAAUACUUCUAUCUGAAGGCAAGAAAUGCAGUUGAAAGGCAAAAGUGGCUGGUUGCACUGGGAACUGCCAAAGCCUGCCUGACUGACAGCAGGACACAGAAGGAAAAAGAGUUCACUGAAAACACAGAAGCCUUGAAGACUAAAAUGUCUGAACUUAGACUGUACUGUAACCUCCUUGUUCAGCAAGUGCAUAAAACAAAGGAAGUCAGCAUUUCUGGUGUAUCAGAACCCGAGAGUGAAAUUGACAUGGGGGCACUGUUAAAAUCAACCUGUGACACCUUCCUGAAGACUCUUGAAGAAUGUAUGCAGAUUGCAAAUACUGCCUUCUCUUCUGAGUUACUGCAUCAGACCCCUCCUGGAUCCCCACAUUUAGCAGUUCCCAGAACAAACAAGAUAAAGCACUCUGUCUUGUCCAGCCAUGCCUCAACAGAAAGGCAUAUGGAGUUGAAUCCCUGUGAAAAUGGCUCUGUAAAAGCAGAAAUAAACCAUCAAGAGCAAACUCUUAUUAAAAAUCUGAGAUCUUUAAACCUGGAAACCAGUGAGGGGAGCGGUGAUGUUUCUGUGGAGGAUCACAGAGCAGAGGGUUUGGCAGGCAUUGAAGAAGAUGGAGAGAAGAAGCUGCAAGCUGUAGAAAGCUGUGCAUUGCUGCAGUCGGAGACAAACUCUUUAAGUGGAUUGACUCUUUGUGAGGAAGACAAAAGUGAAAGUGAUUGUCCUACCUUCUUCAGCGUCAUGAGCAAUAGAUUCAGUGAUAUUGAACUUCGGGAGGAAGAGGGCAUACCAACAGAAGAGUUUCUGGAUUCAUGUUAUGCAAUUGUGCCUGUUCUGGACAAGCUGGGACCAACUGUUUUUGCUCCUGUGAAAAUGGAUUUUGUAGGUAACAUCAAGAAAAUAAAUCAGAAAUUUAUAACCAACAAAGAAGAGUUUGAUACCCUUCAGAAGAUAGUGCUCCAUGAAGUGAAUGCAGGUGUAGCACAAGUCAGAAAUUCUGCUACAGAGGCUCUCCUGUGGCUGAAAAGAGGCUUAAAGUUCUUGAAAGGGUUUUUGACAGAAGUGAAGAAUGGAGAAAAGAAUAUCCAAACAGCUCUAAACAAUGCUUAUGGGAAGACUUUACGGCAGCACCACGGCUGGGUUGUGCGGGGGGUCUUUGCGUUAGCUUUAAGGGCAGCUCCAACAUAUGAAGACUUCGUGGCAGCUUUGUCUGUAGAGGAGUGUGAUCCUCAGGAAGAAACAUUUUACAAAGGAAUGCAGAGGGACCUCAACAUUUAUUUACCAGCUAUGGAAAAGCAGCUAAAUAUCUUGGACACUCUCUAUGAAAUACAUGGUUUGGAGUCAGACGAAGUGGUAUGACUACAGCAAGACUGUGUCUUAAAAAUUCAGGGACUGUGUCUGUUAACAGAGAUUUCUUUUUGAGUGUUUUAACAUUGUUUCUGUGCAUUGUAUCUUUUUAGGUGGGAAGGGUGUUGUGAGUGUUUUUGGGGAAGGGUAUGUAUGAUGAUUUUUUUUCCUCUCUAAUUAUUUUGAGUGUAAAGGCAGAGGUACUGUUUCUCUUUGGGUCAUAACUGUGUCCGUGCUGAAUGUUUGUGACCAUUUCUCUCCUACCUGUGUGCAUCUCUUUUUUUUUUUCCCCUCUUCAGCUCAUAAAAGUAACAGAGCAAAAUUUGGCCUUUGCUCCUGUACCUUAGAGGCACAGUAUAGUCAUUGGGAUGUUAACAUAGUGUGCUGGCUCUGGAUCUUCCCAUGCCCUGUGCCCACUCCCUGUGAUGUAUGAGGACAGAGGUAUUGUUAUUGUUCCCUAGGUGGGUAACCAGUUAUUGUUACCCUGGUGGCAAGGGUAGCUAAAUACCAGCACAUAAGUGACAUGGGGAGUUUGUCCCUUACUUUGGAGCUUUUUAAUGCAACACUUCCCCAGAUAUUAGAGAUCUUCACCACAGGUGUUAUGUGGCUGGUGGUCUCAGCUCCCCCAGGAACCAGCCUUUGAAACUGGGUGUUAUGUUCCCUGACUAGCUCCCACACCAUGCCACAAACUCCCUGUCAAUUCCUGCCAGUGGAGAAAUGAAAUUGUGCUGGCACAGGCUGACAGCAUUCCUUUUAAUCUCAACAGUGCUUUACACAAGCAGGAAGUGAAGAUCAUGACCAUCAUCCUGGUUUGUUGAGAUUUUAUUGUGGGGUUUUUUUUUUCUGUUUUAGGAGUUGGGUUUUUGUGAAAUCAGAUUCACACAAAACCCAUCAUACUUGCUUUUAAACUGAGUACAGCUAGCAGUUUAAAAAGCAGACUUCAUUAAAAUACUUUCUAAGCUGCCAUUAUGGAAAUGAAAAUGGACCUGAAUUAAGUCAAGUGUAGAGGAAGCUAGAAUUUGUCGUGGAGCUGUUGUACAUUGGGACAAUUGCAAAUGUCAAGAUCUCAAAUUAUGUCAAGGUGACUGGAAAUUAAGAAAGUUAGAUCUGCCCUUUUCCCCAUUUUGGUGGUGCAGAUGAAAAAUGUGCUCCUUAAAGCUGUUGCUGUUAAUGGCUUCAAAGUCUUUAUUAUUUGAGAUGGUUAAGGACAAAAUUCCUAGAUGUGUUGAUGGUUAAAAGGCUGAGAGUUGCUGGCUGCCCAUUCAAGGCUUAAACUUUGCUAAUGAGAUGAUUAGAAUGAGUAAGUCUUCAUUAAGAUGCUUAGAAUGAGGAAGACUUCUCCUAUAUUUAGGAGAAGUCAGUGUUAGCACACUCACAGGAGAAGUACUGACUUCUAGGCUAAAAACUGUGCUCUCACUGAAGCGACUCUACUGCUCUGCGUUGUUCUGACUGGAGCCUCUCUGCACAUCAAUUACUUGAGCCUUUCUAAAGGGCUUAUCAUUGUGAGCUUUUAGAAAAGCAUAUGGAGCUUGAAGAAAAGACCAAACCUCACAGUUGGUGUGUAAAACAGGACACCAGGACUUUAAUUUGGCAUUCAAACAGUGUGACUUCCUUGUUCCUGUGAUGUAAUGCCUAUUGGUAGUUCCUACAUGCUCCAAGAGGAAUCAGAAGGAUGGGAGGGAGGGGUUGUAUUAAAAAACAAAUUCUUCAUUUAAGUAGUCUAUAUUCUUGUCUGAGUAAAAAGUCAAUACUCUGAUCAAAGCUCCAUUCAGUUAUUUCACUACUUGCACUGCUAAAGUGAAAAGGAGGCCUUCUUCUAAGCAUGACUGCAAAGAAACUACUCCUGUAACAGAAUAACCAACUCUCCACCCAUUUUCUUUCCCCAAGGUUUACAGCUAUUAUGUGGGAAAUGUUGCUGCAAUAGAUUUAAGCUGAGUGGUCUGGCAAGGUAAGGGAGACCACAUUUCCACACAGCCUCACCUGGAGCAGGAAGAGAUCUCUUCUGUAGAAAUGAACUGUCAGAUUGUGACGAAAAUUGGCUUCUGUUUUUGCUCUAAGCUUUUCCAGUAGCAGGGAUGCAUAUUCAGCACUUAGUCUGGGAGGUGUUUGGAGGUUUUCUGUUUGUUUAGUUUGGUGUAGGGUUUUUUUUAACCAGCAGGAGAACAACUAGUUUGUUAGGACUGAGUCAGACUUGAUGCUUGGUCCAAAAAGUCAGGAAGCUUUAUUUCAUAGGCGGAGAACUUACCGGCUUCAUUGGGCCAUUAGCUUCAGCAGUUACUAACUUCUACCAUUCUUUUCUUCUAACCAGUGCAGUGGUCCACACUGCAUAUCCUCUAAUCAGCAUGGCAUCCUGCCUUGGAGCAGGUUUUCUCUUCUUACUCUUCUGUGUAAAGUUGUUCUUUCUGAACUCGAAUUGGUGCUUGAGAACAUUCUUAGGAGUCUAUGGCUUCUGCACACCUCUGUGUGCUUGUGAUUAAACAGAGGACUUGUAGAGAAGGAAUUGGGCAAAGUCUCCUUGCCUUCACAACUUGUUCUUAACCAUGCACUUCUAAGACUUGUGAAUGCUCUCUUUCCAGUCAAAGCACCACUGACAAAGAAACCUAUGCAGAAUGCUGCAAAGCUGAACUCCAGGUUAUACCUCUAAGCAUGAGUCAGAUGAUCGAGUGGAAGCAAAUAUAUGGCUAGGAAACUCAUGUGGGUUUUUUUCCCCUCUGUAAUGUCAGCUUGGCAAAGCAGAGAGGAUUGCUUUUGAUUUUAGUAAUUGUAGAGAACCUGCAACUAACUGCUGGCCUUGAAAUGUAGACUCAGAGAGAAAGUGGAUGUGCUCUGUUUCAUUUGGUUUGUUGAUUGGUUAAGGUUGCUUGGCCGUUUUGUAAUGAACAGAUGACUCUUAUACUGAUAGAGCUCCACCUGUCCCUCAGAUAGCAGCACCUUUGCUCUGUCUACUUUACAUGAACUGCUUUGGUUUCUUAAACUGCACUAGCCUGGAGUUUUGCAUCCCUUUCCUUUAGAAAUGCUUUUGGCUGUUUCCUUCAAUGUCUUAACAGUUGCCUAUUCUCAGGGAUUUUACAUAGCCAUGGCAAAAUAAGAGUAGUCACAGCCUUGCCCCAGGGGAAUAAGGUGGCUUGCUUUGUGAAAUCAGUAUAACUGAGUGUAGCACUCUGGUACAGUGGUGUAGUACUGGUACAGUACAGGAGUGUAGAACUGCUACAGUGUAUGACACUGACAGUGUCUAUGCAGUGCACAUCCUUGCUGGGACAUGGUAAAUCCCAAGCAAUCUGAUAGAAGUGCUGUCUAGGGCUGAAUAAUGGCAGUCAGCAUCUUUGGAUAGAGAUCAUACACACAUCUGUGCAGCAUAGUGCUGUUGGCAUUAGAGCAGAGCUCUGAAAUGAUUCCAGUCAAGUCCUGCUUAGCAUUUGGGAGGCUUUUAUUUAUUUUAUUUAUUUUGCUCUUAAAAAACAAACACACCACCCCACAACUAAGUUCUGGAGCCUCCUCUGCUCUUUUAAGACUCCAUACUUGGUUGCAUGUAGAAAUUCUUUGUCAUUACAGUUGCAGAAUAUGAUCUGGAUGCUCAAGUGCUAACUUAAGGAGUCAUUGAAGCAGCCCAUCCUGACACUGUUGUCAUGUGGGUCUGCCUUUACUGGGUGCACUUAAAGGUAAGGGCCAUAUACCUUCACUUACAGGCUUGCUUUAAAGCAUCAUCAAGAUGGAGGUUACAACUGCUUGCUUUAAAAACGUUUCAUAGCUUGAAAAGUGUCAUUUGGUUAGCUGGAUGUAUAAAAAGUACGCCCAAAAUAUGCUCCAGUUGUUUGCAGCCUGCUUUGGCAACAGGGUGUGGACCAUUACAGGGCCUUCUAACCCUUUCUUUUCAUUAUCACUUUGGGGAACUUUAAACUGCCUUUCAGACACAGGAAAGAUGAUUAACCUAUUCCUACCUGGAUGUCUUUCUCUCUUUUUCCAUCUUGUCCCCACUCCUACCAUUCUUUCUGUUGUCAUCUGCUUUGAUACCAGCGAUGCUAUUAAGUCAAAGCAUCUCUCCAUAAGAGCACAAAGCAGGAAGUUUUGUAAGUGAUGCAAAUGUAAACUUGGAAAAUCAGACCUGAAUUCUUUGGCAGGCAACCAAAUGUACAAUCAGACAGAGAAUGUGUGGCUUUUAUCUGAAGUUCUUCCCUGGUUUGAUGGCUUUUUGCCAGGAAAACCACACUACUUUGAACUUCUAACUUCACCAAUGAAGUUUAAAUUGGGACACUUCAGACUUGGUAGUCCUACCUCUUUAGAGUGAAUGCACAGGGAUUAUUUUUUUUUAAACAGAGUUUUUUCCUCUCUUCUCUUGCCUACAUAGUGCAGAUAACAAAACAAAAGGAUAAGAGGGGUCGGAAUAACUGAAUUCAUGCCUCUCUGCUACCUUCUGUAGCCCCUUGGUGAACAAACCUGACAAACUACUGCAUAUUUCAAGCAAUAUAAAAUCACCCUCCUGCAGAAAGGAGCAUCAUAGCAUGCUUACUGUCUCUGAACAAGCCCAGGCAGUAGCUGGUCCAGCUCACAGUUCACACAAGGCUUUAAGCACUUGCUUUGAGGUUAGAACACAGGCAUACACUUCACUUAAUGUGUACAACCUUCCCACUGGCACGCAGCUAUUCAAAAUGUGGUCUUUGACUCUCAACUUCAAUAUCCCUUUCUUGGUAUAGAAUUCCUUCCCUUGGAUACUCCAGAUGUGCUAGAGGUGGAAUUAAAACCCCAACAUUAAACUUCCUUGUUUUCAUGUCCUGACUUCUGCUUAACGCUGUUUGUUAACUGCAUUUUGCAACGCAGCAUUCAGGAGGUCCAAAACUUUAAACGUUCAGGAUGGCUUUAGAUAAAGGAAUUGAGACUUGUGUCUGCUUUGGACUAAGCAAGUCAAUUGCAUUCCAGAGUAGCAUGACUAAACUGAAGACCAAAGCAGAUUGCUUUUAUGACUCCCUUUUGGGUUUGUUGUUUUUAAGCAAAUUUUGGGUAUGUGUUUUGUCACUGUCAAGCUGACCUUGCUGCAAGCAUUACUUACAUGUCAUGUAAGUGUACAAAACACAUUACAUCCAUACUGAAGUACACUUAAAGACUUAAAGAAGGUAUAUUGCCUCACACUUUGCAUUUUCUUAAUUCUAAGGGCUUGGUCAUGCCCCAACAAUCACCUCUUCUGCUGUAAGCAUUGCACAAAUUAGGCUGUCAUAAGCAAUUUGGUCCAGAAUACCUGGGAGUUUCCAGUCUGUCUUGUCUUUCAAAACAUACAUCAUCUGCCCCUUCUUUUAAAGUAUUGUUAAGACCUUUGUCAGACUUUUGUAUUAUUGUAUUAUAAUAAACUUAUUUUAAAUAAGCAUGGUUUUAAA